This is a messenger RNA of Oryza brachyantha (malo sina), 1444 nucleotides long. Its product is annotated as OVARIAN TUMOR DOMAIN-containing deubiquitinating enzyme 5. Bases 44 to 1015 code for a protein of 323 amino acids. Gene Ontology annotation, biological process: protein deubiquitination. Gene Ontology annotation, molecular function: cysteine-type deubiquitinase activity. The transcript is spliced from 2 exons. The record is from RefSeq and is a predicted model, not a curated record. Lineage: Eukaryota; Viridiplantae; Streptophyta; Magnoliopsida; Poales; Poaceae.
CUCGUCUCGUUCCCUGAACACACAACUCUGUAUCCUUUUCGCGAUGGACGAAACCCUAGCAGUCGAAUCCACCGCCGCCGGCGGCGAGACAUCCGCGGCGGAGUCGGCGCAGGAAGCGCAGCAAGAGACGCUAGAGGAGGUGCUCUCGAGGCAUAGGAAAGAGAAAUCCAAACUCCAGGAUAAGGAAACAAGUCUCAAGAAAGCAGCCGCUAAAGGCAGCAAAGCUGAACAGAAGGCCAAGAAGAAGCAGGUAGAGGAGGAGAUAUCACGGCUCUCAGCUGAGUUAGAGGUGAAACAUGCUGCCGAACUUGCUACAUUUGGGUACAACUCCGCAGGCAGCUCAGAAAAGGGGAACAUGGACACCUUAGUAAAGGCUAUAGCCGGUGUUUCUGUGACCAGUAAUGCGGAUUCCGCAAAGCCUAGCAAAGGUGCGCGCCGUCGAGAGAAGAAGGCAAAGGAAGAAGCUGCUAGAGAGCAGCGCAUUCAAGAAGAGCAAAACAAUCUUGUCAGUGAUCGCAUGAUAGAAAAUGAAAAUCUUGAGAAGAAGCUGGAGCCCUUGGGACUGACCAUCCAGGAGAUAAAGCCAGAUGGGCACUGCCUGUACCGUGCUGUUGAGAACCAGCUAUCGCUUUAUCCCAGAGGUACUACUACACAAUACAGUUACCAGGAGCUACGGCAAAUGACUGCCCAUUAUAUGAAAGAGCAUGCUGCAGAUUUUCUUCCAUUUUUCCUAUCAGAGAGCAAGGUUGAGUCUGGACCAGACCCCUUGGAGAGCUUCAAGAGGUACUGUGAGGAGGUUGAAACAACUGCUGCUUGGGGUGGGCAACUUGAGCUUGGUGCUCUAACCCACUGCCUAAAGAAGCACAUUGUUGUGUACUCAGGCUCAUUUCCAGAUGUGGAAAUGGGCAAAGAGUAUAAAUUGGAAGGUGGUACAGAUGGCCCUAGCAUCAGGUUGUCCUAUCACAGACAUGCCUAUGGUCUUGGCGAGCACUACAACUCAGUGAUUCCUGCUUAGUUACCUAAAAAAAUUAGCAGUCUUUGGUCUUCUAUGAUAUAUUCUCCAAUGAUAACUGUCUCUGGACACAAUAGGUGGCUUGUUUACAGUUGCUUUUGUGUUUCCAUCUCAUCGGUCAAUGACGGUUGAGUACUUGAGUAGAGUGUACCAAAGUUUUACCUGGGAAGCUACUUCCCAAACAAUUUUGUUUGUAAAACUGAAGUAUCUCUCAUUACCUUAUUUCCAGUUGAGGCUGUCUUACCGCUAUUAAUCUCGUCGAGCUGUAAUUUGUUAUUAUAAUUCACUCCCAUGGUGAACCUGUACUAUCUUUAUUUCACAAUGUAAGAUGACUUAGUAUUAUCUAGUUUUAUAUGGAUGUUAAUAAAUUAAGAUAUAUCGAUUAAUAGAUGAAUUUAUGUAUAGCCAAAAAUUCUUGUAAUAUGAAAUGGA